AUGAUGCAGACAAGUAAUUCUGGAUUUGCCGCAUAUGUUGCUGGCCAAGUUGUCCAGUCCCUAAGCUGGGAGGAUGUGGAGUGGCUUCUGACAAUCACCAAACUUCCAAUUUUAUUGAAGGGUGUGAUGACUGCCGAGGAUACAAAACUAGGUAUACAAGCAGGAGCAGGUGGAAUUAUUGUUUCUAACCAUGGAGCUCGCCAAAUGGAUUAUGUCCCUGCUACUAUUAGUUGUUUGGAAGAGGUUGUAAGAGCUGCAGAAGGACAAGUUCCCGUGUUUCUGGAUGGUGGUAUCCGUCGUGGGACUGAUGUUUUCAAAGCAUUGGCAUUGGGGGCUUCUGGCAUCUUCAUCGGAAGGCCUGUUUUGUUCUCCUUGGCUGUUGAUGGUGAGGCUGGUGUAAGAAAGGUACUUCAAAUGCUCUGCGAUGAGUUUGAACUAACCAUGGCAUUAAGUGGAUGUCGUUCUCUAAGCAAGAUCACUCGUAACCACAUUAUCACUGAUUGGGAUGUUCCUCGCCCAUUUGCCAGAUUAUAAGAAUACUCAGAUAUCUCAGCAUGCAACUGAUUGUUCGGUCCCUUGGCUUCAGAGAUGAAUUUAAGUACAGAAUUUUCUAAUGACUACUAGAGAAGGUGGUUUUGUCGCCAAGGGGGGUUGUCAAGACUGAGAUUUAGGCUAUUUGUAGAAUAAAAAGAAAUGAAAACAGACCUCUACAGAAGUGAUGUUCUAAUAUGGUGGUAAGGUUAAAUAUUACCCGUUUGAACUUUCAUCUAGCCCAGAUGUUACAGUUUGGCUAGAUUCCUCACCUGUAGUCGUCGGUUUGACUUUAACCUUGGCUGGUCGUACAACUAGAUCUCCAUGAGGUGGAAACCCACGGCGAACUUCUUGAGUUAUAAUUGCUU
Messenger RNA from Papaver somniferum (opium poppy), 899 nucleotides. RefSeq names its product (S)-2-hydroxy-acid oxidase GLO1-like. Gene Ontology annotation, molecular function: FMN binding; oxidoreductase activity. Gene Ontology annotation, cellular component: peroxisome. The coding region runs from base 1 to 534 and encodes 177 amino acids. The record is from RefSeq and is a predicted model, not a curated record. The transcript is spliced from 5 exons. NCBI's taxonomy places the organism in Eukaryota, Viridiplantae, Streptophyta, Magnoliopsida, Ranunculales, Papaveraceae.